AGCGACGGUCGUAAAAAGAAAUUCAGAAAAAGAGAGCAUUGAUUUCUUGUGCCAAUGGCUUCGUCUCACCCAAAUUCAUUAAUCAUCAUGACCCAAGGGAAAAAACUGGAGAAAAUUUGUCGUUGCAUGGCUCUGCCCGCACAUAAAUAGGCAAACAAUUUUGUGCUUUUCCAUUCUCUUCUGCAUUGAAUCAGAAAAUCGACGGAAAGUGCCCAGUGGUUAAUACUUUAUGGUCACACCAAACUCGCUAGAGUCCUCCGAAAAUCCUCAUAAAGGUUUCAGACGGUGGUGGCGUAGAUGGAAGGAGGAGAGAGAAAGGAGGCGGCGGCGUUGCCGUCGGACUACGUUUCGCUGGCUCAACUACAAGAGCGGUGGCUGCAGAAGCAAGAAGAGACGAAGCUGAAGCAGAAGCGGGAAGAAGAGGAGAAGAGAGAGAGGGAUGCGUUGGCGCUGAAGCGAAAACAGGAAAGGGAGGAGAGAGAGAGAUAUGCGCUGGCCCAGAACGGGAGGAGGAGUCGGAGUCGGAAUCAGAAUCAGAAUCAGAAUCAGAGAGGGGGGGCGAAAAUUGGGGGCGGGUUUGUGAGAACGACUGGUGAGAUUCAAGAGAAGGGGAAGGAGAUAGUCUGUGGUGGGCCCGGUGAUGGAGGAGAAAAUAAUAAGAACAUAGGUAAGAAGGGGGGAAAACGUAAAAAAAAGAAGAAUUUCAAAGGGGCUGCUGCGAUUGAGGAAAGGGAGAAAGUUGGUGCUGGGGCUGAGGUGUUGAGUGGGGAAGGUGGAAGUGGUGUCGGGUCAAGUGCGGUUGAGCUAGUAGGGUGUGUGUCUGUGGUUGAGGUUUUGCCAAGAAAUGGAGAGGUUGCUCAUGUGAAUAGAAGUGAUUUGAGAGGUGGAUUCAAGAAAAAUGGCAGAGAUAAGGGUUCACAUAGAGUGAAUGAGUUGAAGCAGAGUGAAGAGGAGGAUGGUGGUAAGAAGUGUAGUGAGAGUGAGAAAGGUGGAGAUGGUGGGAGUGAGAGAGGUGUAGAUAGAGUAAGAGGGAGUGAGGAAGAAGGGGAGAGAAGGAGAGGCAGUGAGAGGUGGGGAGAUAGAAGGAAUGGAGGGGAGAGAUGGGGUGAGAGAGGUGUAGAUAGAGGGAGAAGGAGUGAGGAAGAAAGAGAUACAAGGAGAGGGAGACUAGGAUGGGGAAGGAAAAAUGGAGGCAAUCCAGAGGGGAAGAUUAACAUUUUGAAGGAGUAUAGGCCUGAUAUUUCAAAGGGUAACGAAGUUGAACUGAAGUUGCAAAACAAGGCUGAUCAGGAUGAAAUUUCCGAGUUUCAUAGUGGAAUAGCUAGUUUAAGAGUUGGAGAUGUAAAUGAAACUCGGGGGAGAGACAAAAGGGCGAAAGAGGAUGGAGCUGAAGGGGGAGGCUCAAAUAUGGAUAAAGUGGCAGUUGAGUUUGAGAAGAAGGAGGAUCGUAAGGUUUUAGCUAGAAAAGGAGAAAACCGGGGGUCUUGGAAGGGGUAUCGAGCAAUUGGAAUCCAGGGCCAUGACAACAAGGUAAAAGAGGGCGGAGUUGAAGGGGAAUGCUCAAAUGGUGAGAUAGUGGCAAAGGAGAUUGAAAAGAAGGUGGAUCAUAAGGUUGUAUCAAGAAAAGGUGAAAACAGGUGCCAUGGGAGGGGAUAUCGAGAAAAUAGAAUCUGGGGGCGAGAGAACAAGGCCAAAGAGGAUGGAGUUGAAGGUGGAGGCUCAAAUGGUGAGGAAGUGGCUGUGGAGAUUGAGAAGAAUGUGGAUCAUAAGGUUUUACCAAGAAAAGGUGAAAACAGGAGCUAUGGGAGGGGAUAUCAAGAAAAUGAAAUAUCGGAGCGAGAGAACAAGGCCAAAGAGGAUGGAUUUGAAGGUAGAUGCUUAAAUGGUGAGGAUGUUGCUGUGGAGAUUGAGAAGGAGGUGGAUCAUAAGGUUUUACCAAGAAAAGGUGAAAACAGGAGCUAUGGGAGGGGAUAUCGAGAAAAUGAAAUAUGGGAGCGAGAGAACAAGGCCAAAGAGGAUGGAGUUGAAGGUGGAGGCUCAAGUGGUGAGGAAGUUGCGGUGGAGAUUGAGAAGAAGGUGAAUCAUAAGGUUUUACCAAGAAACGGUGAAAACAGGAGCUAUGGGAGGGCAUAUCAAGAAUAUGGCAUUUGUGGGCCAGAGAACCGGGCCAAAGAGGAUGGAGUUGACGGGGGAGGCACAAAUAGUGAGACAUUGGCAGUGGAGAUUGCUAAGAACGUGGAUCAUAAGGUUUUACCAAGAAAAGGUGAAAACGGGAGCUUUCGAUGUGCAUAUCCAGCAAAUGCGAACUGGGGCAGAGCUUUUGGGAGGGGAAUGAGCCACACGAGGCCGAGAGAGAGAUUAUAUGAUGAUUUCAGUAUGAAACCGAGAGAGAGAAUUAGGAUGUGGGUGAAAAAAGAAGACAAGCUGAAUGCAUGAUGCUACUGAACUUGGAUUCUUCGCCGUGAGGAGCUUCAGUACAUACCAAUCAGAAGAAUGACGAUUUCUAUCAGUGCGACUGUCGUAGUUCCAAACGGGAUGGCUACUUUUUGAGGCUGAAUCUGCCUCUUCUAUUGUUUCUUAGCACAGUUAGGGUUCCAGUAUAUUCUUGUAAUGCCAUUUAUGCAGUAAUUAUACAUCUCCUUCUUGAUGUAUUGUUAAGCUCAAAAUUGCCCCCUGAUGUACAUUAAUAUGCAUUUCUGGUUGUGUGAAUUCAUUACACUUCCAAUGGAAUGAAGAAAUAUUCCUAAAA
This is a messenger RNA of Salvia splendens (bonfire salvia), 2749 nucleotides long. RefSeq lists its product as uncharacterized. Lineage: Eukaryota; Viridiplantae; Streptophyta; Magnoliopsida; Lamiales; Lamiaceae. The transcript is spliced from 3 exons. The record is from RefSeq and is a predicted model, not a curated record. The coding region runs from base 298 to 2436 and encodes 712 amino acids.